AUGCUUGCUCGCCAGUGGGCUGAGCUGAAUGCUUUUGCUGCCUCCUUCGGUCUCGGCGCCGGUAACAAUGAUGACGCCUCCAGCGCCGGCAACGGCCUCAACCCCGACGACGGCAACGACAGUCGCAACGCCCACCCUGGUGCCCAGCCGCCUCAUCACCAAUUCCAGCAUGAGCCCUCGCAACACCAUCACCGUCACCACCACCAGCCGCAGCAGGCUCACCACCACCACGGCCACGGUCAGGGCCCUACCGUCGGUACGCUAGUUCUGCCCGAAUACGCCGGAUUUGACUUUGAUCCCCAGCAGGACUGGUCACGCUUCGCCUUCGAUGGCCCCGAUACCCCUGCCGCCCCUGCCGUCCCUGCCGUCCCUGCUGUCGCGGCACCCGUCCAGCAGCCUCAGCAGCAGCAGCAGCAACCGCUGCAGCAUCAGCAGCAGCAAGCCGGCCAUGGCGUCGCCGGCCCUCAGCUCGUCCACCAUCACCACCACCACCAUCAUCACCAUGUCCAAUCCACUCCCUCCGGAUUCGCCUCCGACGCCAUGGACUGGACCCCCACCCAGGAGCUCGGUACCGACUUUGCCUCCAACUUUGGCAGCGGCUCAUUGCAGCAGCCUCAGCUCCAGGACGCGACGGCCACGAUCAAGAUGGAACCCGAUUACGCGCAUCACCGGUCGAACGGCGUCUUGGACCCGCCCUCUUCCUCCGCGGCACAUCACCAGCACCAGACACAGCACCGGCAGCCUCCCUUGCGCUCGCGGCCUACCGGUACGCCCGCGAUGACGGACGGUGCAAGUCCCAUGCCCAUGCCCAUGCCCUUGCACCAGCAGCCCUCGUCGCCGCCGCCGCAGCAGCACCCGCACGUGAUACCGUUCGGCACCUUUGAUGCUGCCGUCGGGACUGCUUCGCACCCCGCGCCCUUUGGCGCCCACUCAUUUGCCGACGCCGGCCCCCACGUCCCCACGGCCGACGACAUCUUCGGCAGCCUCGACGGCUUCGUCGCACAGAGCAGCCACGACGAGAGCAGCCACCGCCAUCACCACCACCACCACCACAUGUCGGCGAGCCCCAUGGCCUCAUCACCGGCACCCGCAACUCCGGCACCUGCCACCGCCGUCGCCACACCUGGCUUUGCCUCCUGGGCCGCUCCUGUUGAGCAGCACCACCAGCCGCAGACGCAUCCUACGAAUCCAUUCCACCAGCACCUGACCCCUCAACCUUAUACCCCGAACCCCUACACGUCCCAGCCCUCCCCGGUGGCGGGCGGACAUCCCGGGAGAGUCACCAGCCCCGGCGGCGGUUACUUCCCGCCAUGCCUCCCCUCGACCCCGAUGCAGCCCUCCAUGACGCCGGAGCCCAAGCUUAAAGAGUCUACCCCUCAGCCUUCCGGCAGCGGCAGCCGCCCUCAUGCGCGGGAGCAGGUGUCUGCCGAAUCUUGGGAGGAGCACAAGGCCGUCAUUCACGACCUGUACCUGGAGCAGCGGAAGCCCCUCAAGGAAGUCAUGGCCAUCAUGGCCGAGAAGCACAACUUCCACGCAACCCCCAAGAUGUACAAGACUCGUUUCUCGCAGUGGGGAUUCGUCAAGAACAAUACCGAGGACGAGGUCAAGAAGCUCCUGUCGAUGAAGUUUCAGCGCGACGCGGAAGGCAAGGUGUCGGAGUUUGUGCGCAACGGCAAGAUCAUCAACCUCGGCACCUACCUCAAGAGGAAGGGUGUGACGGAGUACGACCUGGUCGACUUUGAGCUGCCGGUCGACCUGCCGUCCCACAUCCGGUGCCGGACGCCGACGCCGCCGCCCGCACCCGACUACCUCGGCACGCCUGACCUGGUGCGCGCUCAGGAGCUGGUCGUGACCAACAUGCGCAAGGCCUUCCUGCAGUGCCGCCAGUGGGAGACGGAGACGAGCAAGGCUGUCGGGUGGACGUCGACCAUGGUGUGGGGUGCUCCGUCCAGCGAGAUGCUGACUGAGGCCAACUUCUACUUCGAGGCCGGCGACGCCGACUCGGGCGGCCAGUGCCUGAUGAACGCCUUCAACCAGCUGGAGAUGGACCUGAAGCAGCUGUCGCCGCAGGCCAUGAUGGAGAUGCUGCUGGGCAUGGUGCGGCGGGACGCGGGCCUGAUGACGGCGCUGUGCAAGUACGUGGCGGCGUUUGCGACGACCAACUACGACCGGUCCCACCCGCUGCGGCAGAUCCUGACGUGCCUGUACGAGGUGCAGCAGAAGCACGGGGCCAUGAUGGUGUCGGAGCUGCUGUGGGGCAGCGCGCCCAUGGUGGCCGAGGAGCUCGAGGCCAUCUACGGCCGACGGCACCCGUACGCGGCGCGGACGUGGAUCGACCUGGCGCUCUUCUACGACCAGCGCGACGGCGAGCGGCUGGAGCGGCUGGCGGCGGAGCUGCGCGAGCAGCACAAGCAGAUGGAGCGGCGCAAGGAGAGCAGCGAGCCGAGCGACCUGCUGGCGCUGCGGUACGCCGUCUGCCAGCUCCUGUACGCGGCCAGGCCGACGUCGGACGAGUGCAGGAAGGCGGCCAAGGAUCUGGUCAAGUACAUGAAGAAGGAGAAGCUGCUGUUCCGGGUGCGCGACUCGCGGCCCAACGUCUUCUGCUACCACUGCGCCGUCAAGAACGACCCGUGGACCAAGCGCUGCCGACGGCGAUACGACUCGGUGGUGGAGAUGCUGGAGAAGCACGCCGAUGUCAAGAUCCUGCCGUACUUCGAAGAGGACUUCCACACGGCGGAUCACCACGACGAGCCCGAGGCGAGCAGCGCCUGGUCAGCCGUCAUGGGACAGCCUGUUCCGACGUCGAGGUGGAGGUUUCUGUGA
Messenger RNA from Geosmithia morbida, 2823 nucleotides. RefSeq lists its product as uncharacterized. The transcript is spliced from 5 exons. Bases 1 to 2823 code for a protein of 940 amino acids. Lineage: Eukaryota; Fungi; Ascomycota; Sordariomycetes; Hypocreales; Bionectriaceae. The record is from RefSeq and is a predicted model, not a curated record.